AUGCAGAUAAGACAGUUAGCUAAUGUCGUGAGUGAGAAGAAGCAGGGUGAAUUCCCUAGUCAACCUGAAGCAAAUCCAAGAGGGAGAGAACAAGCAAAGGCAAUUAAAACCUUACAUAGUGGAAAGCCAAAUGAUCGAAGAGAUGAGGAUCCUGCACUUGAAGCACCAUUAAAGGAGAGAGUUUACGUACCUCCUCUGCCUUUCCCUCAACAGUUUCAGAAGCAAAAGAAGGAUAGACACAUGCUGGAUAUCAUGGAGUUGUUCAAGAAAGUUCAUAUAAACAUUCCAUUGUUAGAUGCAAUCAAACAAGUACCAUCUUAUGCCAAAUUCCUCAAAGAUAUUUGCACUAACAAAAAGAGGUUCAUGGAACAUGAGAAAGUGAUGCUAUCCGAAGAGUGUAGUGCUGUUCUCCUCAACAAAUUGCCUCCAAAGUUGAAAGAUCCAGGGAGUUUUACAAUCCCUUGUGUUUUUGGCAAUUUACAAUUUGAAAAAGCUUUAAUUGAUUUAGGUGCUAGUAUUAACUUAAUGCCAUUAUCUGUGUUUCAGCAACUUGGUGUCGGAAAGAUGCAACCAACAUCAAUAAGCUUACAACUUGCAGAUCGGUCCAUCAAAUUCCCACUUGGGAUUAUUGAAGAUAUUUUAAUUAAAGUGGAUCGAUUCUUGCUACCAGCAGACUUUAUUAUCUUGGAUAUGGAAGAAGAUCGAGAUAUUCCCAUAAUUAUGGGAAGAUCAUUUUUGGCCACUGCUGGAACGAUAAUUGAUGUAAAAAAGGGGCUAUUGACAAUGAAUGUUGAAGGAGAAUCAGUGGAAUUUUGA
Messenger RNA from Tripterygium wilfordii, 816 nucleotides. RefSeq lists its product as uncharacterized. Bases 1 to 816 code for a protein of 271 amino acids. The record is from RefSeq and is a predicted model, not a curated record. NCBI's taxonomy places the organism in Eukaryota, Viridiplantae, Streptophyta, Magnoliopsida, Celastrales, Celastraceae. The transcript is spliced from 2 exons.